Aspergillus vadensis CBS 113365 is the source of this 1275-nucleotide messenger RNA. Its product is annotated as peroxisomal membrane protein PEX14. The annotation marks the transcript as partial. Gene Ontology annotation, biological process: protein import into peroxisome matrix, docking. Gene Ontology annotation, cellular component: peroxisomal importomer complex; peroxisomal membrane. Lineage: Eukaryota; Fungi; Ascomycota; Eurotiomycetes; Eurotiales; Aspergillaceae. The transcript has a single exon. Gene Ontology annotation, molecular function: signaling receptor binding. The record is from RefSeq and is a predicted model, not a curated record.
CUCCUCAGACAAACCAUGGCGGACUCCAAGCCCAAGCCAUCCUCAAUUCCUUCAUGGCAGCAGCCCAACAACGCCUCCAACCCCAACAAUGACAACUCCGAGUCUACCUCAUCGCCGACCUCCGACGACUCCUCCCGGUCAGCUCUCAUCGAACAAGCAGCCAAGUUCCUCGAGGAUGAGUCCAUCCGUGACGCUCCCACCGAUCGCAAAGUGACAUUCUUGCAAUAUAAAGGUCUCCGAGAGGACGAGAUCAAUACCCUCCUAGGCAUAUCAUCCACCCCCAAGGCGAGCGAUACAACCGAGGAAGAAGAGAAGACCGCUUCCCCGGACACCACUCCUCCCAGCAGCACCGAACCAGCGCCAGCACCAGAACAAGCAAAUAAUGCCUCAGCAUCAUCAACCACCCAACCCACGCCUUCAUCCUCAAUCACCACACCCACCCCAUCACCAACACCCCCCAAAACCACCACCACCACUACCCGCGACAUCCCCCCCAUAAUCACCUACCCAGAAUUCCUCUCCACGCCCACCAAACCACCCCCACUCGUAACCCUGCGCAGCGUGCUCUACACCCUCUAUGGCGCCGCCGGCCUCAGCGCCAGCUUCUACGGCGCCAGCGAAUACCUGAUAAAGCCGAUGCUCUCGAACCUGACAAGCGCGCGACAAGAGCUGGCCUCCACAGCAACAAGCAACCUCCACAAGCUAAACGAGAAGCUCGAGCAAAACGUCUCCGUAAUUCCAGAAAGCCUUAAGAACAAGACCGCAAACACCGAAAACGACUCAUCCUCCACCGACACUGAGUCCAUCACCUCCGACCCAACGGAGCUCUUCCACCGCGACGUCGCCACCCAAACAGCCACCUCGGACUUCGCCGCAACCUACAACAACAAGACAGGCACAGACAAAGACUCCCCAGCAGACCCCACCGCAGCAGUAACCGACCACCUCAAGCGUCUUGAGAGUAUCCGGUCCCAGCUCCGCGACUGCUCCGACACAGAGAAGGAAUCCAGCACGCUGGACAGUGGGAUGCGCACGCGGUUGAAUGAACUGCACCAUUACCUGGAUGGGUUGAUCUACAGUAAGCCUGGGUUUAACCCGCUCUCUGGAUACGGCAUGUAUAGCACGCCUGGGAUGGAUUCGGGGAGUGGAGCGGCAACCGGAGUGGGCAAGGGCGAGGAGGAUGCGAUUGCGAACUUCAGGGCGGAGAUUAGAGGUGUGAAGGGGGCGUUGUUGAGCGCGAGGAAUUUCCCUGCGGGUCGUGGGGGCAGGAUUGGG